Molecule: messenger RNA, 1164 nt
Organism: Scleropages formosus (Asian bonytongue)
Lineage: Eukaryota; Metazoa; Chordata; Actinopteri; Osteoglossiformes; Osteoglossidae
Gene: rplp0
Product: ribosomal protein, large, P0
Exons: 8
Coding region: 149-1105 (318 amino acids)
Biological process (GO): cytoplasmic translation; ribosome biogenesis; ribosomal large subunit assembly
Cellular component (GO): cytosolic large ribosomal subunit
Molecular function (GO): large ribosomal subunit rRNA binding; structural constituent of ribosome
Source: RefSeq, a predicted model, not a curated record
CCUCUCUGUCUCCGAUUGGCCGGUUCCUCCCAGUAUAACUACCGCUCUCGCGACCCCGACUUCCUCUUUCUUCCACGCGUCCCUAUCGUAAGAUUUACGACCUUGUCUUUAAACCGGCUGUCCAGCGGUCCUUGGAAGCACAGUCAAGAUGCCCAGGGAAGACAGGGCCACGUGGAAGUCCAACUACUUCAUGAAAAUCAUCCAACUCCUGGAUGACUACCCCAAGUGCUUCAUUGUUGGAGCUGACAAUGUGGGCUCCAAGCAGAUGCAGACCAUCCGUCUGUCCCUGCGUGGCAAGGCCGUGGUGUUGAUGGGCAAAAACACCAUGAUGCGCAAAGCCAUCCGUGGCCACCUGGAGAACAACCCUGCCCUGGAGAAGCUGCUGCCCCACAUCCGUGGGAAUGUGGGUUUCGUCUUCACCAAGGAGGAUCUGACUGAGAUCAGAGACAUGCUGCUGGCCAACAAGGUGCCAGCUGCUGCUCGUGCCGGUGCCAUCGCCCCUUGCGAUGUCAUCGUGCCAGCACAAAACACUGGUCUGGGACCUGAGAAGACCUCCUUCUUCCAGGCUUUGGGAAUCACCACCAAGAUCUCUAGAGGAACCAUUGAAAUCUUGAGCGAUGUGCAGCUCAUCAAGACUGGAGACAAGGUGGGAGCCAGCGAGGCCACGCUGCUCAACAUGCUGAACAUCUCGCCUUUCUCCUACGGGCUCAUCAUCCAGCAGGUGUACGACAACGGCAGUGUGUACAGCCCUGAGGUGCUGGACAUCACUGAGGAGGCCCUGCACAAAAGGUUCCUGGAGGGUGUGAGGAACAUUGCCAGUGUGUGCCUGGAGAUCGGCUACCCCACACUCGCGUCCAUACCUCACUCCAUCAUCAACGGCUACAAGAGGGUCCUUGCUGUUGCCGUGGAGACAGAUUACACCUUCCCCUUGGCUGAGAAGGUCAAGGCCUAUUUGGCUGACCCAUCUGCCUUUGCUGCAGCCGCUCCUGCGGCUGCUGCUGCAGAAACUGCAGCUGCACCUGCUGCUGCCGCCGCCGCCGAGAAAGAGACGAAGGAGGAGUCUGAGGAAUCGGACGAAGACAUGGGCUUUGGUCUGUUCGAUUAGGGUGGUUGAAACAGCUUUACUGCUAAACCAGAGCUCAAUAAAGAACUUACGACUCUGUA